Molecule: messenger RNA, 1353 nt
Organism: Grosmannia clavigera kw1407
Lineage: Eukaryota; Fungi; Ascomycota; Sordariomycetes; Ophiostomatales; Ophiostomataceae
Product: 30S ribosomal subunit
Exons: 3
Coding region: 1-1353 (450 amino acids)
Biological process (GO): positive regulation of translational fidelity
Cellular component (GO): mitochondrial small ribosomal subunit
Molecular function (GO): structural constituent of ribosome; rRNA binding
Source: RefSeq, a predicted model, not a curated record
AUGAAGUUCCGGAGGACCUUUCGGUUUCACGGGCUGAAGCGGCCGCGUAUCCGCCAGACAUGGAACAAGUACAACCUGUUCAAUCUGCACCAGAACCUGCGGAUGCCCCGCCUGAUCCAGAAGACGUUCUUCCAGCAGAAAUGGGACGCCAAGGCGCUGUCCCGCGGCUAUCACGGCGAGCACAUCAAGGAGCGCCAGUGGGAGCGCAUGUUCAGCCGUCGUCUGGCCUCGGUCGUCGACAUGAACCCGCGCUACAUGGCCGAGUUUGACGGAUCCGAGCAGGCCGAGGGUCGCGGCAGCGGAAAGCAGCGGGAUCCCAGCGCUGGCAGCCCGCAGCUGGCCCCAUGGGCCGGCACCAAUCUGCGGACUACCCAACCGACGCCCUUUAUGCAGAUGACCUUUGCGCCCAUGGAACGGCGUCUCGACAUUGCCGUCUUCCGCUCGCUGUUUGCCAGCAGUGCCCGUCAGGCCCGCCAGUUUGUCGUCCACGGCGCCGUCCGCGUCAACGGAAAAAAGAUGGUCUACCCCGGAUACCUCCUCAAUCCUGGCGAUCUGUUCCAGGUUGAUGUCGAGCGCGUCCUUUUUGCUACUGGCGCUAAGAAGGCUACUCGCCGAGCCGACGUCCGCGCACGAGAGGCCCGGCAGGCCGAGAACGACGAGGACGAUGCAGCCGAAGACGACGCAGCCGAAGACGUCGACGCAGCAGCCGCAGAAACCCUUGCUGUCGACGGCGUCCACAAAAAGGCUGUCCGUGAGCUGCCUUAUCUUGCCGCCCGCGCAAAGUACCUCUUGGCCAACGCCAGCGACGACCUGACCGUCAAGCGGAAAAAGGCCCUCCGUCAGUUCGUCAAGGAUGCCCGUAAGUGGGUUGCCAAGGCAUCGCCGUCCGCAUCCUCCUUUUCUCCCUCUGCAACGAGCCCGCCGCCAUCCUCAGCCAUUCUCGACCGCCUCGCCGAUCUGCUCGCCAGCACUAACCUCGGACCCGACCACACCACCGCUACGGUGUCCGAGCAGCCGGCCGGAACGACCGCAACGACUGCAACGACUGCCAAGACCGCCAAGACCGCCAAUUCAUCCCUGUCCGACGAAGAACGCCGCCGGUUUCACAAGCUGAUUGCUCGCGAUGCCGAGAACCCGCUGGACCCCUCAAAGCCUUACGCAACCCCGUGGCGGCCCCGGCCCUUCAUGGCUCCCUUCGCCUUCAUCCCUCGCUAUCUCGAGGUGAACCAGAACAUCUGUGCUGCCGUCUAUCUGCGCCACCCCGUCGCCCGUCCCGGCAUGGCCGAAGUGCCCACGCCCUUCCCUUACGAGAUCAACCAGCUGGCAUUCAACUGGUACCUGAGGCGCCACUAA